Capronia epimyces CBS 606.96 is the source of this 1272-nucleotide messenger RNA. Its product is annotated as glycerol-3-phosphate dehydrogenase [NAD+]. Gene Ontology annotation, biological process: glycerol-3-phosphate catabolic process; carbohydrate metabolic process. Lineage: Eukaryota; Fungi; Ascomycota; Eurotiomycetes; Chaetothyriales; Herpotrichiellaceae. The record is from RefSeq and is a predicted model, not a curated record. The transcript is spliced from 2 exons. Gene Ontology annotation, cellular component: cytosol; nucleus; glycerol-3-phosphate dehydrogenase (FAD) complex. Bases 1 to 1272 code for a protein of 423 amino acids. Gene Ontology annotation, molecular function: glycerol-3-phosphate dehydrogenase [NAD(P)+] activity; NAD binding.
AUGUCUUCUCUGACGCCUUUCGCGAAGAAGCAUAAGGUUACAGUGAUUGGAUCUGGCAAUUGGGGCUCGACCAUUUCAAAGCUCGUUGCAGAAAACACUGCCGAACACCCCGAACUCUUCGAGCGAAAUGUCCAAAUGUGGGUAUAUGAGGAAGAAGUUCAGCUGGACAGGAAAUCAAAACACUACAACGAGUCCUCCGAACUCAGUCAGGGGCCACAGAAGCUCACCAAACUGAUCAAUACCUUUCACGAGAAUGUCAAAUACCUUCCAGGCAUCGCCCUUCCUCACAAUGUCAUUGCCAAUCCUUCUCUCACCGAUGCCGUCAAAAACUCGUCCAUCCUCAUCUUCAACCUUCCCCACCAGUUUAUUCUGAACCUGUGUAAACAGCUUCGAGGUCACAUCCUACCAUUUGCACGAGGCAUCUCUUGUAUCAAAGGCGUCAAUGUCCACGAGUCCUCCAUCAGCUUGUUUUCCGAAACAAUCGGCCAAGAGCUAGGAAUCUACUGCGGCGCCUUGUCAGGAGCAAACAUCGCCAAUGAGGUUGCCCAAGAGAAAUUCUCCGAGACCACGAUUGCUUACGAUCCCCCACUUAUGGACUCACAGUCCCCUUCACCGUCCCCUUCACAAACCUCUAGUCCAGUCUCCAGCCAUGUGGAUCUGACCAAGCUAGUCCAUAAGGAUGUUUCGGGACAACCUUCAAAGGUCAGACUUCGACCGCUUCCUCCUGAAUACCACCCGUUCGACCAUGCCACCAUCAAGAAACUGUUUCACCGAAAGUACUUCCAUGUUCGAGUGGUCUCCGACGUUGCUGGGGUCUCUCUGGGCGGCGCUCUGAAAAAUGUCAUUGCUGUGGCAGCUGGUUGGGUUGAUGGCUUGGGAUGGGGUGACAACGCUAAAGCAGCUGUCAUGAGAGUCGGCCUACUGGAGAUGAGAGAGUUCGGAAAUAGGUUCUUUCCGCAUACUAUCCAUCCGGAUACUUUUACUGUUGAGUCGGCUGGAGUCGCAGAUCUGAUCACCACAUGCUCCGGUGGCCGCAACUACAGAUGCGCUAUGCUGAGCAUUCGGGAAGGAAAACCCAUUGAAGAAAUUGAAGCCAGAGAGCUGAACGGCCAGAAGCUUCAGGGAGCCUUGACUGCUGUCGAGGUCAACACGUUCUUGAAGAGUCAAGGCUUGGAAAAGGAUUUUCCUCUUUUCACGGCUGUGUAUAAUGUUUUGAAGGGCAAUGAAAAGGUGGAAAAGCUUCCAGACUUGAUUGAGCCCGAAGACGAGUAA